AUGAAAGCUCAUUCAAGUUCAACGUUACCUCCAGGAUCAGUCCUAAUACAAUCGGGUCAGACCAUUCCUCAGAGUGUUAGUAUGGCAGCUUUACAAGCUAACAACGUUACAAGUGUUCCACAGAACCUUCAGGUGUGGACUCCAUCACCUUCUGGAACUAUUACGGUCUCUGGGAUAACAUCUUCAAGAAAUUCUACUAACCUUGUUACCCUCCCUUCUGGACAGACAGUACUGAUGGCUAAUUUGGUUACAACUGCAACUACAGGAUCAAUUUCUCUCCCCACAUCCUCACUUGCUAAACAACAAAUUCAAGUCCCAUCAGGCCCUCUAGCUACACAACUUACUAAUCCCACUGUCAUACAAGGUCCAAACGGUCCAAUGUCAAUGGCCUUACCAGGAGGGAUAAUAAGUAACAAUGCACUGAACUCAUUUAAUAACCCUUCAAACGCCUUUGUCCCUAAUCCUAUGGGUAACAUGGCUACUGAUCAACCUGUACAUAUUGCCCAAAUUAUUGACAAUCAGUUGCAUACAGGAACAGCAUGUUUCACCACGAAUGCAGGAUUUCAGGGGAUAGCACCUAUGAAUCAAGUGAUUUUAGAUUCUUCAAGUUUUAAUCUUGGUGCUGCACAAACACAAAAUAAGUUAAUUAACAUGUCACCAGUUAGACCGCAUACACUUGUAUCUUCUCCCAUGCAACACAUUAACGUUGGUAAUUCAUUCGUUACUGCAGGAAAUCUUCCCAGAGGUUUGUCUUCAGAUUCAUCGUUGUCUGAGACAGUUGUUGGUUCUAAUACACAAAACUUGUCUAUUCAAGAAACCGCAGGAUAUUCCGUUCAAGAUGAUAGUUCAUUGGUCAUACAAAAUAGUACGUCUACUAUACCAUCGAGCAAUACAACUUUGCCUGAAAUACCUUGCUCAACGGAGGAUAGUCAAACAAAUAUUGAAUCCAAGUGUGUUGUUGGUGAACAGACUAACUCAAUGUUUACAUCAAGUUCCUUGUCUGAGUUAUUAACUGAGUUUGAACCACACUUACAACUAGAUCAUGAUGUUGAAGAGGUUAUGACAAAUUUAGCUAAUGAAUUUAUUGUGAACUGUGCAGAAAAAGCUCAGAAACUUGCUUCACACAGAGGUUCAUCAAGUGUUGAAGGGAAAGAUGUUGCAUUUUGUAUGGAACGUGAAUGGAAUAUUGUUGUACCAGGUUUUAUUUCUGAAGAACGACCUAUGCGUAAAAAUUUAACAAGUGAAGCUCAUAGACAACGUUUAGCUUUAAUGAAGAAACAGAUUAAAAAAUAUAAUUACUUCUUGUACGAACGAAACAAUUUUGAUGAUCACCCUAUAUUUGCAAGACGAAGGUCUACCGAUCAUAAUAAAGACGAGAGAAACCCAAAAACUUGCACAGGAGAUCCUAAUUCAUUUAUUGGGAAGCAUUUAAGCACAUCUUCAUUGUCAAGGCGCAUUCAAAAUGUUUUAUUUUGCUUGGUGGAGCUGAAUCCCCACAAUGCUGUUGUGGUGAUUGAAAAAUGUAUCAUUACUCGUCAGUUUCCAGGCUUAGUUUUGGAUUUGCUUCUUGGUUUAGUCAAAAAAGAUGCCUACACAUUGAUGUUUCUCAAAAGGAUUUUGUUGGAUAGUGGUCAAGAUAUCCGAUCGUGGAUGAGUAACUUUUUGAAGCUCUCAUCUUCUGCUUCGUAUUUGGAGAAACUCAACUUUCAUUUUAUGGCGAUAACUACGAACCUUAUACCUCAUGACUCUACAAUCCCUUUGGAUGACAGUGUAAUUCUAACUGCUAUAACAUUGUUGCGUGUGCUAGCUGCCUUUCGAGGAUUUGUCAACUACAACUUUCCACCAGAACUUUCACAGAAGCUACUUAUUCUUUUGACGCAUAGAACUGUUAUUUCUGAGCGUGGUUUGCAAUAUAUUAGUUAUUCACUUGCUUUUUUAAUUGGAUUACGUUGGAGUCUGACGACUGGAUUAUCUUUAGACACUGGCAGUAAUAAUCAUGGUAAUAAUCGAAUAUCAAUGAGUAUAGAUGUUGAGAAUAUUAUUGUAACAUGGCUUCAACGUUUAAUAGAUGAACAAGAUAUUUUCAAUUCAAUUACUCAAUCUUCAGCUUCAUCAUCUUUAUCAUAUCUUCAUAAUUGUAAUCAAUUGCCAAAAACAAUAUCAUAUAUUGAACCUUGCUACUUUUGGCUAUAUUAUUUCAUACAAAUCAACCUGAGAAUAUGA
This is a messenger RNA of Heterobilharzia americana, 2223 nucleotides long. NCBI's taxonomy places the organism in Eukaryota, Metazoa, Platyhelminthes, Trematoda, Strigeidida, Schistosomatidae. The record is from the annotation of a GenBank genome assembly.